Molecule: messenger RNA, 1665 nt
Organism: Bombus impatiens (common eastern bumble bee)
Lineage: Eukaryota; Metazoa; Arthropoda; Insecta; Hymenoptera; Apidae
Product: piggyBac transposable element-derived protein 4-like
Exons: 1
Coding region: 1-1665 (554 amino acids)
Source: RefSeq, a predicted model, not a curated record
AUGGCCUGCGAUGAUAUGGAACUGUCAUCAGAUUCUGACAAUUCUGAAAUUUUUGGAGAAAUUGGAUACACAGGUAAAAAUAAAAAUACAUAUCACAAAAGACGCCUACUGUCAAGUAGCUCGGAAUCUAAUUCCGAAAUUAAUCCACGUCAGUUUCUUUGGAAUGCACAAAAUUUGAUACCAAAAGUUUUUAAUUUUGAUGAAAAUCUACCAGGAAUUAAAGCAAAUAUUGAUGAUAAAUCGUCAAUAUUAGAAAUCUUUCAACUUUUCUUUUCCGAAAAUAUUCUUAAACAUAUUGUGGAAAAAACUAACAAUUAUUAUACCACGAAAACUUCACACAAUAAGUGCUCACGAUUGAUUGCAUGGAAAAAUACAACAGUAAGCGAAAUGUAUCGAUUUUUUGCUCUGUCGAUGUUAAUCUCAAGAAUAAGGAAAUUAUCAAUAGAUGAAUAUUGGUCAACCGACAAAUUGCUACGAACAGAACAUUUUCCAAGAAUCAUGAAAAAAGAAAGAUAUAUAUCUCUCUUACAAAUGCUGUACUUUCACGAUAACAGUGAGACAACAAAUCAAGAUGCGCUAAUAAAGAUACGGAGCAUCAUUGAUAGACUGCGAAAUUCCUUUUCACGAUCAUUUUACCCAUAUCAGCAUUUAUGCAUCGACGAAAGUUUGCUGCUUUUCAAAGGGCGAUGUUUUUCCAAGCAUCUUAUUCCUUUAAAACGAAGAAAAUUUGAGAUUAAGUCGUUUGUUGUUUAUGACUGUCGUACCGGAUAUAUUGAAGAUUUUAUUGUCUAUUGUGAAGCACGUAAAAAUAUAACUAAGAAUAAUCAUUCAGCAGAAAUUGGCAAAUCAGGGAAUAUUGUCAUGACGCUGAUGGAACCGUAUCUGAAUAAAGGUCAUGUUUUGGUCACCGAUAGCUGGUACUCAAGCCCAGCUUUAUUUUCCCUACUAUACCAAAAUAAGACAAAUGCAUUUGGGACAGUAAGGAAAACCAGACGUGGAAUGCCUAAUAUAUCUAAUAAAUUAUGUAAAGGCGAAGUUGCGUUUCAGUCUACGGAUAAACUGUUAGCACUAAAAUGGAUGGACAAAAGAGAAGUACUGGUAUUAUCAAGCUGUCAUUCUGCUGAGUAUGUAGGAACAAAGAAAAGUGAUGUUAGAACGGGAGCACCAAUACUGAAACCAAGUGUCAUAGUAGACUAUAAUCGCAUUAUGGGAGCAGUUGAUAAAACUGAUAUGAUUCUAAAUUCCAUUAAUAUCGUUGAGAAAACUCUGAAAUGGUAUAAGAAAUUCUUUUUCCACAUGCUUGACCUUUCGAUCUAUAAUACUUACAUACUCUAUAAAAUUACGUCCAAAAAGAAUAUAACAUUUGCGAAGUUUUAUUUAUGCCUGAUUCAAGAAAUUCUACUAAAAUAUCCAAAUGAAAAUAUAUGUAGCAAUAAGUCUGGAGGCCAAACUGCAUCCAAAGAUAACCUCUUACGACUGGUUUCAAGACACUUUCCAUCAAAAUACACCAAUCCAACAGGAACGCGGCAGAACGGUCGACGGAAAUGUGUGGUUUGUAGCAAACACAAAAUGCGAGCCGAAACACGAUUCCAAUGUAAAGACUGUAACGUUGGAUUAUGCAUUGAACCCUGUUUUGAACUAUAUCAUACGAAAAAAGAUUAUUAA